Trypanosoma theileri is the source of this 381-nucleotide messenger RNA. RefSeq lists its product as uncharacterized. Lineage: Eukaryota; Euglenozoa; Kinetoplastea; Trypanosomatida; Trypanosomatidae. The transcript has a single exon. The record is from RefSeq and is a predicted model, not a curated record. The coding region runs from base 1 to 381 and encodes 126 amino acids.
AUGUUGACUGUCCCAUCCCAGAAAGGAAACACCCAAGAGCCGAUGAACCACCGAUGCCAAAAAGGGUCAGCAACUCCCUGCGUCAAGUAUGGCAUGACGGCGCGCUCUAAAAAGGGCCUCAAAACUCAAAUUAGAGGACUAUUUUCUGAUGACCCCAUAAAAAAUGUACCCCGCACGAACUUCAUCCCGCAGUCACGCACGCGGAGAACUAGGCGCGGUGGUGCCAGUGAUAUCCCCCUCCACAUUUGCACAAGUGUGGAGGGAGUGGAACGCAAGCAGCUGGCGCUGACAGAGCAGCGUGCAUGGCAAGAACUAACGUCAAGGCUAGAGGCGGAGUGGAAGCGAUAUGAGAGGCAGUGUAGUCGAUCACUGUCGCGCUAG